AUGGCCUUUGCCUCAGCCCUUCAGCACGCACUGAGCCUGCAGAGAGACACCGAGGGACACCACACGGGAUCUGGAGAUGAAAAUAGCAAACAGCCGCUGAAAGCUAGAAUUGCAGAAAUACCAUGCCCUAAUGGGAUAAAUGCCCUAAUUAGGCUGGCUUUAGCUAUCGGAGCGAUGGUACCAGCGAGCACGCUGGACACAAGCAGAAACAAAUGGUUUGGAAGCGGCCCCGAGACAACCAGCGGCUGUGUGCACUCAGCUGAGAUAAACGAGCCCCUGCAGAGGCCAAACAGAGGCUCAUGGCUGCAGGGGAGAGGAGCCCCCACGGUGGAGUCGGCCGGUUCCCAAAAUAUGACCAGGGGUGCUGGGACGUGUUGGCAGCAAGAAGAUGACGACGGCUUCCAAAUCUGGCUAGAGCCCCCCCGCGACAACCAAAAGCCAUUCACCGACUCCGAGAGGGCGCAGAGAUGGCGACUGUCCUUGGCAUCCCUCUUGUUCUUAACCAUCCUCCUCUCUGAUCACCUGUGGUUCUGCGCCGAGGCCAAACUGGCCCGGACCCGGGUCAAGUUCGCAUCCUCCCACCUUCUCUCACCCCAGACCCACUCAGCACACAGCAGCCUCAGAGGAAACCCAGAUGCUAUUUUUAUAGGAAACUCUACCAAACAUUUGUGGCGGCUUGAAACUUGCCACCAGGAUAGUUUAUCUAAAAACUGCUUUACUUUCGCAGAUGCCGACAAUUUGUGCGGGGGCCUUUCCGACAAAGAGGGGACGCGGGCUGUAAAUAUGAGCGAUUUGUACCUUUCCUUUUGUAACUCCUACUCUCUGCUGGAUUUGUUUUACGGGUCGACAAGUCCGGACAAUUUAAACUGCAGCCUCGACGUGCUCGGCGAUGGCGACACAACCAGAUGCAGCCUGUGCGUCCAGGCGUACCAGCGCUAUGACCAGCACGCCCAGGAGAAGUACGAGGACUUUGAGCUCCUGACUCAGAAAUAUGAGCCGGGGGCAUAUUCAGUGAGGACGUGCAUGGAGCAGUGCAAGACGGCAUAUAAGCCCUGGCUGUGCGCUCAGUAUUUCCCCACCACCCAGCUGUCCUGUCAGAGGAAGGUACCGUGCCACCAGUACUGCCUGGAAGUCCAGCAGAGCUGUCCGUUCAUCCUGCCCGAUAACGACGACCUGAUCCACGGCGGCAGCCCCAGCUUCAUCUGCACAGGGAUCUUGGCAGAUCAUCUAUCAGACAGUGAGGCGGAGUGCUGCGAUGUCCGAUGGGACUCCAAAAUGGACAACCCUUCAGGCGGGACACUAAAAAGGACUGCUUCUUCCUGCCAGCCCGAGGGGGCCUCGGUCACCUCUGCUGCCACCCCGAGACUGUGCAGCGGGCGACUGAAGAUCUGCCUGCUGGCCCUCGUCCUCCUACACACUGUCAUCAUCAUUUCAGCCUCCCAUAAUUCUACGUUGGUUGGCGUGGCUGCCAUUUUCUCGCCAGAGGAGAGUGCUUCUAAUGAGGAGUGAACUUUGGGGUUGAAUUUGGUGCUUGAAAAGUGUGAUGUCGCUCGAGAGGAUUAUGGCUUUUACAAUGUCAUGGCUGCCAGGGACACAUCUGGCGAGACAUGCUGGAGAUGCCUCUACAAUCUGCCCGCUGAUGAACCAUCAACCACAGGAAGUGGGAGGGUUUUAACUGGAGCUGAGGGUGCUGGGAUUGGACAUCGGCCGAACGGAGAUGUUUGAGAACCGACCCCGUAAAGAACUGACCUCUUGCCACUUGAAACCUGCUCAUUGUUUCUAAUCCAUC
Messenger RNA from Perca flavescens (yellow perch), 1789 nucleotides. RefSeq names its product transmembrane protein FAM155A. Gene Ontology annotation, molecular function: stretch-activated, monoatomic cation-selective, calcium channel activity. NCBI's taxonomy places the organism in Eukaryota, Metazoa, Chordata, Actinopteri, Perciformes, Percidae. The transcript has 5 exons. Gene Ontology annotation, cellular component: plasma membrane. The record is from RefSeq and is a predicted model, not a curated record. Bases 1 to 1509 code for a protein of 502 amino acids. Gene Ontology annotation, biological process: calcium ion import across plasma membrane.